Messenger RNA from Penicillium daleae, 1638 nucleotides. RefSeq lists its product as uncharacterized. The record is from RefSeq and is a predicted model, not a curated record. Gene Ontology annotation, molecular function: transmembrane transporter activity. Gene Ontology annotation, biological process: transmembrane transport. The transcript is spliced from 6 exons. Gene Ontology annotation, cellular component: membrane. NCBI's taxonomy places the organism in Eukaryota, Fungi, Ascomycota, Eurotiomycetes, Eurotiales, Aspergillaceae. Bases 1 to 1638 code for a protein of 545 amino acids.
AUGAAGGACGUUGGCAAGACCUCCGAGGAGCAAAUUGAGGUGCUUGAUUAUGAUAAACCAGGACAGGAUGGUUAUGAUGUUGCGAACAAAGUGAUGGGAACGGUCAAGUUGACCGAAGACUCGAUCAUCUAUAUCCCCACUCCUACUGCGGAUCCGCAGGAUCCCAUGAAUAUGCCAAAUUGGGAGAAAACAGUUGUACUUAUAGUCAUUUCUACAUUCUCCACUCUCAGCAUCUCUCUUGUAUCUGGAUUCGGAGGCGUGAUCACAUUUUAUGUUCCAGAGUACAGUGCCGCAGGCAAGGACUAUGCUGCUAUCUCGCAGUUGAUGACAUACCCAACGCUUUUCAUGGGUAUUGGCAAUCUUAUUGGCAUGCCUAUCGCCAUCGCCGUCGGCCGUCGGAUCGUUCUUUUGGCAUUCACUCUUAUACUGAUACUUGCUGCGGUCUUAUGUGUGAAGGCAGAGACCUAUGAAUGGCAUCUCGGCGCUCGUAUGGUCCUGGGACUUUGUGCAGGACAAAGUGAGGCACUAGUGCCUAUGAUCACCCAGGAAAUCUUCUUCCUACACGAGAGAAGCAAAUACCUCAUGCUUCAACAAGCCAUUCAAGUUGUUCUGACCACGGUCUGGACACUAUUUGCCAGUCCAAUUGCCGGCGGUAUUACACCCCAAGGCUGGUAUGGUCUCGGUGCAGGUCUAGCCGGGCUCCAGUUCCUAGUUGCUGUGGUUCUUCUUCCAGAAACGAAGUAUGAUCGCGGUUUGACAUCGUACCAAGAGACUGUCUCAGAUGACAACUCAGCGAGACAGAUGGAUCUCGAGGCUGAUGGAACUACUAAGCCCACAAUAGUUGUUUGCAAGGAGAGGCCACCACUUGACUUUGUUAACUACUCCCCAAGGACCUGGAAAUCGGAUAUGAGGCUCUGGGUUGGAAAGCCGGAGUGGCAUAAGGCAAUUGAUGUGCUCAAGCAAACCUUCCAACUCUUGUUCUUCCCCAACGUCUUCUGGGCAUUGUGUAUCAACGGCCUCACUAUCGGCGUCAAUAUUGCCAUUGCCACAACCUACGGCACAAUCCUCACCAGUGCUCCCUACAACUGGCCAGAUUCGAGCACCAGCUACGUGAACUGUGGACAAAUCAUAGUAGCCUUGAUCGCCCUCCCACUACUCGGAACAGGCUCCGAUACACUCAUCAAAUGGUUUGCCCAGCGCAACGGAGGUAUGCACGAGCCAGAAACCCGACUCUUGCCUUUAGUCUUCCCUGUCAUCGUCGGCGUCUUUACCGCUGUCCUCUACGGUCAGGGAGCUUCUCAUCCGGAGCAUUACCAUUGGUUUGUAUAUGCGUGGACAGUGGCAGCCUAUUAUUUCUGCUUCGUUGGUGCGAACAUUGUCGCCAUCACGUACUUGCUAGAUAGUUAUCCUGCUCGGGCUGGUCCCCUGCUCGUCAUUAUCUGUGCGUUCCGAGGGUUUAUCUCGUUUGGAACGAGUUAUGGCACCACGGCGUUCGUGGAUAACCAUGGUUAUGAUGGUGCCUUUGGUACCUUUGGUGCUUUAACGGGUGUGCUUGGGUUGUUGGGUGUGCCAGUUUAUUUCUGGGGCAAGAAUAUCCGACAGUUCACUGGGAGAUUUGCCAAGAGCAAGACGGAUUAG